This is a messenger RNA of Penicillium egyptiacum, 3444 nucleotides long. The record is from the annotation of a GenBank genome assembly. Lineage: Eukaryota; Fungi; Ascomycota; Eurotiomycetes; Eurotiales; Aspergillaceae.
AUGCACAGUCAGUUUAAUUCCAAUACCCGACAGAGAAAAUCAAAUACCUUAUCCUUAUUUCCAGUCGUCAACAGUUCGUCCUCACCAUCAGACGAAAUGCCUACUGUCUUCAGCGAGUUUGCCGAUGGCGAGAUUCCCUCCCACGAGCCCCAACCUGCAUCUGCACAGGGACACGACGAAAAGUCGGAAGUGCACACCCAGCUGCCCAGCUCCGAUGAGCAUCAACUGAGCCAAGCUAAGAUGGAGCAGCUCAAGCCACAUGUAAAAGAGGUGGAGACCCACCAAUGCCUCAGACAUGCUCAGCUCGAAGCCAUAAAGCACCACGCCACAAUCGAAGGCCGCGUUCCAGAGCUGCUCAAUCCUGGGUCAAUCAGAGCCGAUGCGGGGCUGCCCGAGGUAAGAAGAUCCCCAAGGGAAGACAUCGGCAUGACUCAGUCCGAGUCAGAGGAUUGGACCGAUAAACGGGCUGGGCUCACUCUGGACAAUGGGCAGCUGAGGCUGAAGAUUCAGGACUGGCGGACACGUGCCCCGACAUUCGCCAUGGAGAACAACCCGAAGGGUAACCCCAAGUGCGACCUUGAUGCCGCAAUUGAAAGUCCUGAGCUUGUGCGCAUUGACUUCAAGAUCCCUGUCGAUUACCCAGAGGGCAUGCUGGGGAUCAUGAGAUCGAUUGAAGCUCUCUUCACGUCUCCAAGGAAGAUUGCCAUGAGCAACGUCGAGACUGGUCCCGCACCGGCUCAUCGGGAGGCAAAGAACCCCAAGAGGCACAGCUACUACAUGAAAUGGACUGCCCCAUGGGAAUCAUCCGGCUGCCGGGUAAGCUGGAUGAAGGCGAAGGAAAAAUCGCCAACGGUGAAGUUCAAGUUUGUGAGUGGCAGGAAUGCCAGCCCCGGGGAGCAGAUGAUGGUCACUGUUGACCAGCGUGACGAGUUCUACCGGAAGAUCUCUAAAGAUGACCCUAACACUUACGGCAAAUGGAUGGCACUUCCGGUCCGGAUUUGGCUGCGCAUUCAAUGGCUGGUGUCAGAGACUGGCGGCCUAGACAAUGGACUGUUUGGGAAGUUGCUUGUCGAUGACAAUUUCCCUUCCUCUUCCAAGAAGAAGAAGAAGAACAAAGGAAAGAAGGCAUCAAAGAGACUAUCAAAGAGAGCCCGUGAAUCUUCCGCGGCUGAAGAAGGAAGCUCUGAGGACGAAAAGUCUGAUGCGUCAGCUGUGCCAAUUCCAGUGCAGUCAGUGUUAGGGAAAGAACAUACGAUAGAGACAGUGGGAAGUCAAGAGUUGACCAAAGAGUUGACCGAGGAAGAGUUGCCCCGAGAAGAGUUGACACAGAAUGGGUUGACAGAGCAAGAGGGAGAGUCAACCAGAGAAGAGUUGGCUCAUCAUGAGUCGGUCCGGAAAGAGUUGACCAAGCGGGUUUCGACACUCACGAUUGAUACCCGGAAGAGCAACAAAAGGUCCAAGGGCAAGGGGAAGGGAAAGCGCACACAUAGUUCAUCUGGCUCAGAUACAGGAAAGAAGGACGCAGAACACGUUACCGAUCACAUCACACGCAAUAUGACAGAGCAGCGUUGUGACGAUCAAUGUGGUGACCACCAGCGUGAUGGCUUACUUCCGGGAGUGCAUGACAUCGCUCGACAGGAUGCCCUGACUGAGCAGCAACUUGCGGCAGUUGCUUGCCAACAAACAGUCAAUGCCUCCUGGGCCCCAAUUACCCCCAGUGACUCGACUAACCCAUUUUCUCCAUCAUUCGAGACAGCCCGAUCCCACCUCUCCCCCCACACUCCCCUCCCCUCAUCCUCUCUCUCGCCUUUCUUCACACCUAGAAGCACCUUAUGGAAGAUAGACGAGGACGAUGGGGUACGGGCAGUGCAAGCGGAAGAAAACGAGCCAGCAAAUAUUCCGGACGAGCUGCGCUUGAUUCCGCGGGUGGAUGAGGCUGGACUUUGGUUCCCUGUCUCGGACAACAGGGACGGGGUGUGGCUUUCUGACCCUGAAGAGUACCUUGGCGGCCACGAGACGCAGGAGCCAGUCUUGCGUCGAAGUGAGUCUUUCGAUGUGGCCAGUCUAGGGCUUUUCAAGGGCCAGGAAACCGCAUUCUCGUCCCAAACGGCCGACCCUCCAUCGACCUCCCGUGCCUCUUCUUCCUUGUCUACCGCAGACUCGGCUGGGUCUGAGACUGAUGAUCCCAGUUUAGAUGGGACUGUCUUUCCAGAUGACCAAACUACAGCUGAGUCUAGCCAACAUGGCAAGAAGAGUGUACACAACAAGAGGAAGCAUCAGAGACGGAGGCGCAAGAACUUGAUGAAGCGUCAGCAAGCGCGCGAUGCGGACGCCGAGUUCCCCGUCUCUAGUGCUUCCUCCCAGGGAGAUGGAGUGGAAGGUCGUUCUCCGUCUCCACCCGAGUCGUUCGAGGAUGAUGAACCGACUCCCACAGGCAAGCAGUUCGGCAACAUCGGGCCUCCACCUCCUGAAUCAAAGUGGGACUUGCGCAGGAUUGGGAUCCUUUGCCAGAAGGGAGACUGCCAAGUCAUCUGUGGUUUGGGGGAUGGGGGCUCCGUUGUUUGCCCUAAGUGCGGACCGUUUUCCUUGGUCCGCUACUGCGGCAAGGACCACCUGUGGGAGGAUGCCAAGACGCACUGGGGGGAUUGCAGUAAGCUCCCAGUCCUAGAUCAGCACUUGGCCGGUUCGAUUCCAUACGACGAUCUCGUGGGUCCACCAAUGCUUCCCAGCCUUCACCAGUGGGACAACCCUGAGCGCCAUCGUCAGGCGUUGUGGUUCAGUUCCGCCCGCGACCGAGGUGACUACUUCGUGUUCGCGGAGUGGGACGACCUACUGAGCGCUGCGGACGCUCCAGCCAGUCACUUGGCGCUGCGAUGUUCACCUCGAAUUGCACACGUUGUGCGAUUUGAGGACGCCGAAGAGAAGGACCGGUUCCGCCGGUGCCUUGCAGCUUGUCUCUUCGCGGCGGUUGAACAUCCAGCCCUUGUGGACUAUCUUUACCGGCUUGUCCGGGACUGGAUGCGGGCCCACAACAUGUGGGCCAGUGAUAAGGACAUGGACAGCAUGCUGCGGUACCAGAUGGGACUCGAGAUGGGUGGCACCAUCGAUCAGAGCCGUCUUGGUUUGCGGCAUGCUUGUGAGACGGAGUGGAUCGGUGCUAACCGACGCCACUGCGAGGAUUCGACCUGCGCGAGCGAGCGUCGCCCCACGUUGUUAGGUAACCACUGUAUGGGGUUGGGCUUCCGGAGAGUGUGCGAAACCUUAGAAUCCAACCAUUGGCUUCUGAGGGCGCACCGAGCCACCCAUCCUUCGGUGAGCGACGUGGUGGCUCGCACGCGUGGUGGAGGAUUCUCGGAGGUCCUCGUGAAGGACCGGCGGACAUUCCGCCGUGGUGUCGGUUGGGACGGGGCGGGAACGGGCCCCAUGGAGCUGGAGAUUCCGUAG